AUGACCACUUCUUCCAAACCGGCAAAAGAAAAUUGGUAUCUGUCUAACCUUCUUGCAUAUGACACACUCCCGAAUCACCACGACUGUCACUGUGACUUGAUAUUAUCUCAUGCGAAGUUCACUGCUGAUACUAGAACAGAUUUCUAUGACCGCAGUAUGACGACUCGCAGAUAUGCCCUUGUCGGAGUAGCAUGCUCAAGUAUCUUCAGCUGCUCAUGCAUCAUUGCAGGCAUUGUCACUUUAGCCAAUCACGGAGUCUUGGGAGUAGCCGUGGUCAAUCCUGAGAAGUGGGCUCAGUUUCCCCUACAGGGGGAUAUAUUGGCCAUGACACUUUACUUAAUCGUCACGUUAUGCACCGAGUCCAUCAGCUUCAUACACGGCAUCUCAUUGCGCUCUGCGCUAGCCUCAGAGUCUCGGUUUCGGUUUCGGUUCGACACCAAUCUGCGCCCUCUGACUGCAGCUCGUGUAUGGUAUAACCCUAAUGGCGCCCUGCUUAAUAGUGUCUCGGCUGUCCUCAUUAUAUCCUACAGCUCGGCCUCACUCCUUGUAUGUCUCGACUGUCAAAUAACGCCACAAACAUUUUGGGAGGGUAUUGCCAUUGCAGGGUUACCUCUCCUCUUUUUGGGCGUCGCACUCCUCUUUCAGGUGAUGAUCGCAUUAUCAGGGAUAUGGGCUGCCAAAAUAUUGACGUGGAGCUCCUCACCUUUCGACUUGACUACCGCAUUGGUCCACCACGUGCAAUUGACCCCUGCUGCUUUCCGGUGUAUGUGUUGUGACCUAGACAUGGACGGAGGUCUAGCGAGGCCACCAGAGAUAUGGUCCUUUGCGUAG
Suillus subalutaceus is the source of this 831-nucleotide messenger RNA. RefSeq lists its product as uncharacterized. NCBI's taxonomy places the organism in Eukaryota, Fungi, Basidiomycota, Agaricomycetes, Boletales, Suillaceae. The transcript has a single exon. The record is from RefSeq and is a predicted model, not a curated record. Bases 1 to 831 code for a protein of 276 amino acids.